Messenger RNA from Prorocentrum cordatum, 1134 nucleotides. NCBI's taxonomy places the organism in Eukaryota, Dinophyceae, Prorocentrales, Prorocentraceae. The record is from the annotation of a GenBank genome assembly.
AGGCUCGAGAGGCUCGAGGCACCCUCGCGGCGCGCCUCCCCCUCGGCCCGCCGCACCCCCUCCCGGCGCGGGGCGCGAUGCUGCUCCUGCGCGCGAGCCAGCGGGCGACCGCGCGGCCCCGCGGGCUGCGGGCCGUGGCCUCUUCCGCCGUGCGCCUGGGAGGCUCUCCGCCCUUCCUGCACAUGCCCCCGCCCCCGCCGCAGGAGUUCGAGCCGGACGGGACGCCCAAGAAGUACCCCCUGAUGCAGCCGAUCUGGGACCACGGCUACGAGUGGGAGCACUGGGCGCUGCUGCCGGCCGGCUGCUUCCACACCGUGUACUACGGAGAUUUCGCGCAGGACUACCCUCCGUAUUGGGCGUGGUUGCAGAAGUAUCCCAUGUGGGUUGUGACGCCCUGGCUCGUGCUGUGGUCGCUGGUUACCAUGGUCAUCUUUCAGAACGCCGGGUCCGUGGGCAUCAGGCCCAAGCGCUACACGGUCGAGUGGCUGCAGGCCACCAAGGAGCGCGAGCGCAUCGAGAACACCAACCCGGUCACGCGCUACCUCGACCGCCGCCGCACGGAGCGCGGCGGCACUUGGAUCGCGCAGUACAAUUUGCCGUGGCACCCGUACUGGAUGUGGAUGUCCAACACCCACGAUCCGGAUUUCCCGGAGUACAAUGUGCCUGGCACCCCGUUCUGGGGCAUGGCAACUGGCUUGAGCAAGGAGGACACAUUCCGCAUGGAGAAAACCUUCAGGAUGGACGCCGAGGACGAGUGAGCGCUGCAGUGAUCGCCGCAGCAUCCACUUGUCCAGCUAACCUUUGGGGACUCUCCUUCCGACCACCGUCCCGAUCUGCCCACGCCGUCCCCCGUCGGCCUUGUGUAGAAGCUGGCCCGCCCUCGAGGAAGGCUUCCACACCAGAGCAUCGACGGAUGAUCAUCGGAAUCGUGGUCCGAACGGGGGUGUCCUGAUCGUAUCUCUCCUACUCCCCUCCCAGUGCUUCUCACGGUCCAAAGUCCGAGCGCUCGCACGCUCGCACGCCCUUGGGCUCCGGUCUGCUGCCAUUUGCCCUUCCACAUUUGUGAGCCCUCGCACGUCGCCGGGCGGUUCCGCGCAAAAGGUGAAUGGGAAGAGUCGAGGCUGGAGCGGUUGC